AUGAAUUUUUUACUCUUCCUGGCCUUCCUUUGCUUGGGAUUAGUUGUAGGAUCUUCAAAACUUGAUCCCAGAUUCAAUGUCCAAUGGAUCGAAUGGAAGGAAUUAUACCAGAAACAAUAUGGCAUGAAUGAAGAAGAAUGGAGAAGAGAACUAUGGGAGACAAAUCUGAAAAUGAUUGAACUGCACAAUGAAGAAUACAACCGAGGGAAACAUAGCUUCACUAUGGCAAUGAAUGCCUUUGGGGACAUGACUACUGAAGAAUUCAGGUUGAUGAUGAAUGGGUUUCAAAUCAAGAAACAUAGAGUGGAGAAUAUUUUCCAGGACUCUGACUUCAUAAACAUCCCUUCAUCUAUAGAUUGGAGAGAAAGAGGCUACGUCGUUCCUGUGAAGCAUCAGUUUUCAUGUGGGGCUUCAUGGGCUUUUAGUGCAACCGGGGCCCUAGAAGGACAGAUGUUCCGGAAAACUGGCCAACUGAUCUCACUGAGUGAGCAGAACCUAGUGGACUGUUCCUGGUCUGAAGGCAACGAGGGCUGCAAUGGUGGUGUGAUGAAUUUCGCUUUCCAGUAUGUUAUUGAAAACAAAGGCCUGGACACAGAGACGUCCUAUCCAUAUGAGGAAGGGAAAGGCCCCUGUAAAUACAACCCCCAGCAUUCUGCUGCUAAUGUCAGUGGCUACAUGGACAUCCCUAAGGAUGAGAAGAUCCUUAAAGAGGCAUUAGCAUAUGCUGGGCCCAUUUCUGUGGCUAUUGAUACCUCACCACCAACUUUCCUGUUUUAUGGAACAGGCAUUUAUUUUGAUCCAAACUGCAGCAGCACAGACCUGGACCAUGGUGUCUUAUUGGUUGGCUAUGGCUUUGAAUCUGAAGAAUCAGACAACACUAAAUAUUGGCUGGUUAAGAACAGCUGGGGUGAAGAAUGGGGCAUGCAUGGCUACAUAAAGAUAGCCCGAGACUGGAGCAACCAUUGUGGGAUUGCCUCUGCUGCCAGCUUCCCACUGUGUGAGCCCAUGAACAUUGAUAAGUGA
Dipodomys ordii (Ord's kangaroo rat) is the source of this 1023-nucleotide messenger RNA. RefSeq names its product cathepsin L1-like. Gene Ontology annotation, biological process: immune response. Gene Ontology annotation, molecular function: cysteine-type endopeptidase activity. The record is from RefSeq and is a predicted model, not a curated record. The transcript has 7 exons. Gene Ontology annotation, cellular component: lysosome. Bases 1 to 1023 code for a protein of 340 amino acids. NCBI's taxonomy places the organism in Eukaryota, Metazoa, Chordata, Mammalia, Rodentia, Heteromyidae.